AGGAAUGAUUUUUGACAGAUAAAGAUAAACACGUGCAGAUUGAGGUUAGAGAUUUAUUAAAAAAAUAUAUUAACAAUUUAUUUUUAUAAGGAAUAAAAAGUCAUGAAGUUGGAUGUUAAAGGUUUUUUUGAUUACGGGGUGUCUGAUCAUUGUUUAGAAAACAAUAAUUAUGAAUCGACUAUUAAAUUGUUGUAUGAUUUCGGUUACAGAACAAUAGCCAUAAACCAAACACUUGUUGCAAAUGAAUUAGAACAGAAGAAGAAGAAGAAAAAAGGGGAACCUAGAGAAGCCCCAUCAGAUUUAGUACCAGAACCUUUCAAAAUAACUCCACUCGAUGGUUGUGAAGGUCUAACAAUUUUAAACCGUCUAACGAUAGUUUUUUCAAAUCAAGAUGUAAUUCAUAAAAUUAUAAAGUCUCCACAUUAUAAAAAAUAUCACAUUAUUGCUGUUUUACCAGAAACAAUUCAAGCAAAUGCGUUUGUUUGUAGCAACUUUGAAGCGGACAUUUUAUGCUUCCACCCAGAGGAAAAAAACCAUAUUAAACGUUCAAGGAAAAUGUACAAACAACUCGUAGAUAGGGGCUAUCAUUUUGAAAUUCCUUAUGCUCCAGCAAUUGAAGAUACCACAAAAAGGAAAAAUAUUAUACACAUGGCGCAUCUAUAUCACAUUUUUAUCAAAUCAAGAAAUGUUAUUGUGUCAAGUGUAGCUACAAAGCCCACGUUUCUUAGGGGCCCUUAUGACAUCAUUAAUUUAGGUUUAAUAUUUGGAUUAAAUGAAGAACAGGCGAAAAACUCGAUAACAUAUUGUGGUCGUAAAGUUUUUAUCAACGCAGUUGGUCGAAAACAUGGUAAGGCUGUUAUGUUUGCUGAAAAUAUAGAAAAAGAAGGGGUUUCAAAUGAUUUUGAGGUAAUAAUUGAUGAAAGUGAGGAGGAUAUGGAAACUGAUCAACCAGCAUUAAAAAGAGUUAAACAAUGAGUUUUUAUCAUGGCUUUUUUUUAUUGUGUAAUCAAUAAAAUUAUUUAAAUUUAAA
Tribolium madens (black flour beetle) is the source of this 1030-nucleotide messenger RNA. It is a transcript of the gene Rpp30, whose product is annotated as ribonuclease P protein subunit p30. The transcript has 7 exons. Lineage: Eukaryota; Metazoa; Arthropoda; Insecta; Coleoptera; Tenebrionidae. The record is from RefSeq and is a predicted model, not a curated record. Bases 103 to 975 code for a protein of 290 amino acids. Gene Ontology annotation, molecular function: RNA binding. Gene Ontology annotation, biological process: tRNA processing. Gene Ontology annotation, cellular component: nucleolar ribonuclease P complex.